Messenger RNA from Owenia fusiformis, 1974 nucleotides. The record is from the annotation of a GenBank genome assembly. NCBI's taxonomy places the organism in Eukaryota, Metazoa, Annelida, Polychaeta, Sabellida, Oweniidae.
UGGAAUUUUACUUAUGCGUAAUAAUACGAACAAAAUUACGGACUUUUUUCGAUCAGAUGCGUGGUUCGCGGUAACGGAUCUCUGUGCGCGGUACAAGAAAUAUGUUCGGAGACAAGGAAAUGGUGGUGCGCGACAUAAGAUUUCACAUUCGCGAUAUGAGGAGGCCUGAUAUAGGAAUGACAUAUCAUGAAAAAGAGAAGAAACGUGGCUUCAUGCGUAUCAUCAUGGACCGUGUUUAACGAUAUAAUCUGAAGAAAUAAUUUUCAAGAUGGUGAUCAACUGGUGGGGAGUGGCCGCCAUCAUUAUCUUCUAUCUCAUCAUACUGGUGAUCGGGCUGAUAGCGGGACGCAAAGCCAAACAGUUUGGCAAAGAGGCUAACAGCGAGGAUGUCAUUGUGGCUAAAAGGGACAUCGGGGUGGUCGUGGGAAUCUUUACAAUGACAGCUACAUGGGUAGGAGGGGGUUAUAUCAAUGGAACAGCAGAAGCAACAUUCUUCAACGGGUUAGCAUGGACCCAAGCACCAUUUGGAUAUGCUAUCAGUCUCGCCCUUGGAGGUUUCUUUUUCGCUAAACCAAUGAGGGAACAAGGAUAUAUCACAAUGCUUGACCCAUUUACCCGGAAAUAUGGUGACGUCAUGGGUGGAUUUCUUUUCAUCCCUGCACUAAUGGCAGAGGUUUUCUGGUCUGCUUCAAUUCUAUCAGCAUUGGGUGCAACAUUAUCCGUGGUCAUGGGCAUUGAUAACCUGAUAGCUAUCAUUGUAUCUGCUUGUAUAGCCGUUUUCUACACACUACUUGGAGGACUAUAUUCAGUGGCGUAUACAGAUAUUGUACAACUCAUUUGUAUAUUUGUCGGACUGUGGCUUUCUGUUCCAUUUGCCAUGACCCACGAAGCAGUGACACCUAUUGCACAAACGGCUUUACCAGGCGAAGUCACAGCAGGAUGGGUAGGAACGAUAGCGGUGAAAGACAUUGGAACAUGGCUAGACUACGCCCUAUUGCUUAUAUUUGGUGGGAUACCGUGGCAGGCGUAUUUCCAAAGGGUUCUGUCAUCAAGAUCGGCAGGCCGGGCACAGAUGCUUUCAUUUGUUGGAGCUUUCGGGUGUUUUAUAAUGACGAUCCCCGCAAUACUCAUUGGAGCAGUAGGCUACUCUACAGACUGGAAUAAAACAGAUUACUUUACCGAUGGUCGCAAUUGGUCCUUGACCAACGGAAGUAUCCCAGAAGAUGAUAACAAGCUGAUCCUGCCCCUAGUGUUGCAAUACUUAUGCCCCACGUGGGUGUCAUUUGUUGGUUUGGGUGCUGUGUCAGCAGCCGUCAUGUCGUCUGCGGAUUCAAGCGUUCUCUCUGCUAGCUCAAUGUUCGCCAACAAUGUCUACAAAAUGAUAUUUAGGAGGAGGGCAUCCCAGAAUGAAAUCCUUUGGAUUCUUAGGGUUGGUAUAUUUGUUGUUGGUGCUUUGGCAACAGUGAUGGGCAUAACAGUGAAGUCGAUAUAUGAUUUAUUUUCUCUCUGUUCCGACCUUGUUUUCGUGAUCUUGUUUCCACAACUUCUCUUGGUUGUUCAUUGGCCACCAUCAAAUACCUACGGAUCGGUGUGUGGAUAUAUCGUCGGGCUUGUCUUGAGAUUAGGAGGAGGUGAGCCGAUAUUGUCGCUUCCACAAGUGAUACCAUACCCAUAUGAGAUGCCGUUCAGGGCGGUGUCAAUGUUAUGCAGCCUGGUGACGAUUAUAUGCGUGUCUCUAUUCACAAACAUGCUCUUCCAUAAUGGAAUUCUCCCUAAAAGUGCGGACAUUUUCAAGGCAGUUCUGUACGACAGGAGUAUAUACAAAUCAUCAGAUAAGACAGCAGAGGUAUCCAGCCCCUCUGAUUCGGAUUCAAAAAAUGGGAUUUCAAAUCCAGGCUUAGUAGCCUCAAGUACAGAUGAUCUUGAUAAAGCGAAAUAUAAUGCAACUGCCUUGUAACACUGGUUAAGUAUUUU